AUGGUAUCAGACGACGCGUUCGAUCCGCGCCGUGCUUCCGCCUCUGCUGCCGCCGCCGUGCCGCCUCCGUCAACCCUGGCGAUGGAAUCACCUUUCAUGGCCUCCACGCCGCUCGCCUGGGCCCGUCCGGCUGCAUCGGGCUCGCGUCCACCAGCGCCCCGAUCGCCCGCGAUGCAUCCAUCGCUCGCCCAUGAUGCAUCUCUGGCGCCGAUCUCCUACGGCGCCUCUGCACAGCUGCCCCGUGAUGGAUUGAUCUCCUGUGUGCAGCCCCGUGAUGGAUUGAUCUCCUGUGUGCAGCCCCGUGAUGGAUUGAUCUCCCGUGAUGUGUCUCUGCCGCAGAACUUCUACAACACCUCGGCGUCGCUGCCCUACGGCGGGACUCCGUCUCGUGAUAUGCCGCCGGUUCCAGGCUCCCAUGGUGCCCCCGUCCAGGUGCCCUACGGGGGGCCGUAUCCCGCGCCAUACGUCGCGCCGUCGCCGGCGCAGUAUGCUCCGUCCUCCGCGGUGCCCUACGAGGCGUCGUAUGGCGCGCCCUACGCCGCUCCUGCGCCGUACGUCGCGCCGCCCCUGCAGCCCUACGGCGUAUCUCCUACGGCGCCCUACGGUCAUCACCAACACUACCGUGCGCCUCCGUCGGCCGAUGCGCUGAUUCCAUACAGUGCUCCUCCGACGUACGACUCGCAGCUCUCCGCAUCGGUGGCUGAACCAGGACCGUUUCACUUCGCUCAUCUGGUGACCGUGAAACUCUCUGCCGAUAACUAG
Messenger RNA from Aegilops tauschii subsp. strangulata, 762 nucleotides. NCBI's taxonomy places the organism in Eukaryota, Viridiplantae, Streptophyta, Magnoliopsida, Poales, Poaceae. The record is from RefSeq and is a predicted model, not a curated record.